Molecule: messenger RNA, 919 nt
Organism: Platichthys flesus (European flounder)
Lineage: Eukaryota; Metazoa; Chordata; Actinopteri; Pleuronectiformes; Pleuronectidae
Product: F-box only protein 48
Exons: 3
Coding region: 17-715 (232 amino acids)
Biological process (GO): SCF-dependent proteasomal ubiquitin-dependent protein catabolic process
Cellular component (GO): SCF ubiquitin ligase complex
Molecular function (GO): protein binding
Source: RefSeq, a predicted model, not a curated record
UUUUAUUUUAGACAAAAUGUUAAAGUGUUUUUUCUUUGCAGGGUGUCGCCCUGUGCGCAUGCGUGUUCCACCCAGUGACGUGUGUAAACAACCGUUGAGACAUUUAAACCUUCAGCUGUCAGACACCGAGGGGACACGUCACGGUGGUUUCAAACUGUUGGACUCUAUCAUGCAGCAUGAGCCCACGAGGACGUCCUCCGUGCUCCACCUCAGUGGAGGAGGACCGUCUCUGACGUCCACCAAGAGGACCGAGCCUCAGAACUUUGCAGAGUCUCUUCCCUCAGAGAUGAGCGUGAGGAUCUUCAGUGAGUUGGACCCGGAGAGUCUGUGCAGCGCGGCCUGCGCCUGCAAACUGUGGCACCACCUCAUCGAGGACAGCGAGCAGCUGUGGAGGACUCAGUGUCUGCUGGUCCGAGCCGUCUGCCAGAGGGAGGUGGACAGGGACCGGAGACACGGGCUGUCCUGGAAGGUUGGUGGACGGUGCCGUGGACGGUGCUGGGGAAGCAGGGCUGCUGCUGGAAAGGGCCCACGCCAUGAGAUGUCUAAAAGAGAUGUGACGUUGGUGAGGAACUACACUCGCAGCUGCCUGAAGAGCGAUUGGCUGAGAGGAAGGUACAGUCACGUGAGGUCAGCGGAGGAGCUGAGCGGCAGGAGGAUGACGCCGCUCGACGCCGAGACGUGGGGGGAGAUCCUGGAGGCGGAGCUAGACAGAUGACUUCAGGAGAUCAGAGGAUCUUCUUUGUAUAUUUUGUAUUUUUAUCAGACAAACAGCUGGACGUGUUUUUUUUACUUUUUUAAGAAAAAGAAUCAUGUGGAAAGAGAAUGAAUCAAAUGGAACAGGAACUUUAUUGGUGAAUUGUUUCUUCAGCUGUUUCAUUGCUUCGAUGUAAAUAUGUAAUAAAUCUCUUUGUGAAACUCA